GCAAUGGCCGACAAGGAGAAGCCGGAGGCUGAGGAGGAGGAGUACGAGAGCGACCUCGACGACGCGCCCCUCUCCGCGUUGUGGCGCCGCGACGCUGCGAGCGACGACGAGGGCGAGGACGAGGAUGAGGACGGAGGGACGCCCUUGAGGCGGAGGAAAGCCGGAUUCGAUGCAGAUUCCGACGGGCAGGGCGCCGCCGAGGUUUACGACGAGGAAGGCGAGGAGGAGUACGGGGGGUUCGAAGCAGAGGACGGCGGAGUGCGCGGGGUGGCUGCCGAAGCGGUUGCCGGUGCGGGGCAGGAGGGGGGCGAGGCUGGGGAUGGGGAAGUUGAAAAGGCGGGUGAGGCAGCGCCACAGGAUGAAGAGGAGGACAAGAAGGGGAACGAGCCCUACGCUGUUCCGACGACCGGCGCCUUCUACAUGCACGACGACCGCUUCCAGGAGGGCCGGGGCCGUGGACGUGGCCGUGGGCGCCAAAGGAGAAUGGUGAACAGUAGAAGGUUGUGGAGUCCUAAAGACGAGCAAGCCUGGGUCCAUGACAGAUUUGAUGAGAUGGAUCUGCGUGAUUUUCAUGGUGACAAUCCAAAAAGAAAGCAGGGAGGUGGUUUUAGAGGACGUGAUGGUGGACAAGGUGGUAGAACUCGUGGCAUUAGCCGUGGUAACUUCAGAGGCAACAGAGCUAGAACAUACUAUCAUGAUGGCAGCAAGAACUACAGCUAUGUUCCAAAGGAAUCUCAUGCAUACCAUGAUAACACCAAGAAUGCCCGUCAUUCUUCAUACUCUAAUGGGAAAAAUAGAGUUCCAAAACCAUCUCGUGAUCACUAUGAUGAUGUUAAAGGUUAUGACACUGUCCCAAAUGAAUCUCGCACUUACUAUGGUGAUGCUAAGGGUCAAAAGAAUGCACCAAGAGUAGUUCAAGGAAGAGGCUCCAAGCAUUACCAACCACGCUUGAAAAAUAUCACUGAUGUAUCUUCAGUGCAAAAUACCAAAUCUCUGACUCUUGAAGACACUUCGUCAAAUGCAAACUUGGGAAAAGACCGAACUCAAGGAUCAAAUUCGCGACUUGAACAAGUCCUUCCUACUAAGCAGGCUGUUGCAUCAAACUUGAAUUCAGCUUCACCACCAUUUUAUCCUGCAAGGUCAUCCAAUCAAGAGUUCCCAGUUGUUCAAGGAGGGAAUGCACAACUUAGUAAUAACCUACUGAGAGGGAAGGCCUUUGUACCAUCAGUUGGACAUGUUGAAGCUGCAUUGAAUGGCAUGAAUAAACCUUCACUGCUUCCAGCAUCAUCAUCAUCAAAUGGUCCAUUUCCUUUAGCCACUGAUCAAGUCAAUAGAGACUAUGGGCAGCCUGCACAUCCAAUUGUUCAACAAAACUCAGUUCAAUCCCCUACACAAUCUGCACCCAGGAUGCCUGCCCAGAUGUUUGGUGCAAAAUUCAGCAAUAGCAGUAAAAUAUCACCAGCACAACCUACAACUAUUCUGGGUGAUGACACUGAAAUUUCUUCACCUAGUGGAUCAAACAAAUAUGAUUCUCGGUUAACAAUUAAGGGGCAACCUGAUGACCAAGGAACAGAGCAUUCUUCGUUUCUCCGUGGUGGGGCUCAUGUUCUUGGGGCUACAGGUGCAAUGGGCAUUAAACUUGGUGAUCAAAAUUUCCAUGGUACCCCAGCAUUGCUGCCAGUUAUGCAGUUUGGAGGUCCGCGACCAGUUGGGCGCGGUGUUCCUUCAAUCGGUAUGGCUCUGCCAGGAUUUGUGUCUCAACAACAACUUGGUCUCAAUAAUAAUUCUGAGAUGACCUGGCUACCAAUAUUGACUGGUGCCUCUGGAGCUCUAGGAGCACCUUAUGGUUCCCCUUAUAUAGCCAUGGAUGGAAGUUAUUACUCUCGACAAUCUGAACAAGCAUCUUCAUCAGUUUCUAUUAGAGAACCUAGUGCAAAUAAUGCUUCUUCUCUGUUGAAGUCCCAAGAAAUAACAGAGGUUGCAAGUGAUGAAAUAACUCAACGCCAAAAUAAGCCUCGUCGAUACUCGGAGAUGAACUUUGGCCAAUGAACAUAGCUGUGACCAGUGAGGAUUCAUUGGAGCUUAGGACCCAAGUAAGACCUGUGCAAGAGACCCAAGCCUUACUAAGUCCUUGCAACAUCUCACUGUCUGAUGUCUAGCACUUUCGGCUAUCUUGUAACUCCCAAAAUGCCAGGCUUGACAGUUGAAGGUGUUGCAACCAUAUCAGUAUGAUCAUUUGCUGUGAUUAUUCUGAAGGGCUAGUGUUGUUACACUAUGAGGUGAGAUUUACAUGGUACUCCACUUCACCGCAAUAUCAGACGUCGUAUCAGCAUACUGCAUAUGGGGGAGGUCUUGAUGGAAAUCGUGAGAGGUCUCCGUGCUGUAAAGCUCGUGUUCCAUCGUACAUCAGUCUGUGUACUUUUGGGUGUGCGCUUGCUUUGCUUCUGUGCCUCUGCCUUCAGCUCGGUGGCACUCGGCUGACAUGCAUCCGUUAUAUUUACUUGUUAUAUCUGAUCCGAUGUAUUGAAGAUGGUUAGUAGAGCAUGAUUUACGGUGGUGAAUCUUGCUUUGGUCGUGUUGAC
Zea mays is the source of this 2582-nucleotide messenger RNA. RefSeq lists its product as uncharacterized. Gene Ontology annotation, molecular function: mRNA binding. The record is from RefSeq and is marked validated. NCBI's taxonomy places the organism in Eukaryota, Viridiplantae, Streptophyta, Magnoliopsida, Poales, Poaceae. Gene Ontology annotation, biological process: mRNA processing. Gene Ontology annotation, cellular component: exon-exon junction complex.